UGUCUGCAGUUCAAUAUUUUGAUCGUGCAUGCAUGGUGCUUGUUAUGGCUCGUAAAAUAUAUAUUUUGUAGUUUUAUACAGCUGUAAAUAUUUGUUAAGUGUAAAAUAUUGAGAAAAGAACGUAUGCAAUAAUAUAUGUAUAAACACGGUAUACCUGUAUAUACUUAUACAUUUGUUGAGUGAAUACUAAUUACCAAAAUGUCUACAAGACGAGCGAGAAUCAAAGCUGUUGCCUCUUUACCGCCUCGAAGGAAGAAUAACGACGCAGACAAGGCUAAGGAACUUGUAAAGGAAGCAUCUGAAAAGCCGAUUAAAAGCCCCAGAACACCACGCGGUUCUAUAAAAAGUCAAGAGAGCAUUGACAGGCAAUCGCCGAAACCUGGAUCUCCGUUGAAGUCGCCGCGUUCAGUAAAUGUUUUAAAACAACAGGAACGAGUGCCAUCGCCUCUAGUUCAACCUGAAGUAACAAAAGAUGCAGGUCUUACGCCAAAGAAGGGGGGAAAAGUGCCUGUAAUCACGAGUGUAAACAGUGCCAAAUCAAGUGUUUUUGUGUCACCUAAAAGAGUAGCCAGUCCUUUUAGGAAGCUUACUCCGUCUCCUCUGGUCCAUACCUCGGUUAGUGUACAAAGAAUAACUCCAGUGACUCCUGAGAAAGUUGCUGAGAAAAAGGAUGAUGGGAAUAAAACUGUGGAGAGUAAUACCAGCAGUAGAAGUAAAAGAGGUAGCAAGGAUGCAAGUACCUCUAAUGCUGCAUCUGAUGUUCCAGAUGACUACAAUGUUCCAAGUGUACCUGAAAGUAUUACUGACGACACAGUUAUGGAUGGCAUUGUGCCCCUCCAAGCAUUCUCCAGUGGUCCCAAACCGCUAGCCCUCUUGAAGAACGAGAUUAUAUCUGAAAAUGCAGAAGUUUUGUUUGACCCUAUUGUGCCUUUGCCAUCACCGAGCAAAGUACGGCAGAAACUUCGUCCAGUGCCCAGAUUAGCACCUUUAAGAAGAAAUAGUGUGCAGGGUAGUGCAUCAGAAUCGGAAGAUGAGAGCCGUCGGGCGUUGCUAAGCAGUGGUGGCACUACCACCCCGGCGCCACCGUCACGUCAGCGGGAACGCAGUGAUACCCACACACCACACACUGCGCCUACACCUAACAAGGAAUUGAACCGCAUCAGAAAUGAUUCUGUGUGCUCCUCUGUCAGCCAGCUUACGAAUGCUACGCAGCCACCGACCGCAACUUCACCAGUCAAAGAAAAACAAGUCGCCAAAUCGACGAAAUCGUAUACGGUGCGUCGCAUGGCGGCGAUGCGCCGGCGCCGCGAAGCUGUCAAAAAGGACACGCUGACUAUGUACGACCUCAUCUUCUACAAUCCCACCACCAACCCCAUCGUCCCAGAUGAAGAUGAAAUAGAAGUAAACAAAGCGAAUGAGAAAGAGGAAGCAGCUCGCAAGGCCAAGCAGACGGAGGACAAGGAGGAAGAGGAACCGGAGCAAGAUGCUGCACCCGUGCCACAGAUUAAACUCGGACCCAACGGGGAGAUCAUGCUGGAUGAACAGAGUCUGGUUAUAAAACAGUCGCAGAAACGAAAGGUAUCGCAGAAUGUAGUACACGAAGGCGCGUGGAGUACGGGCAGUAGUAGCGGUCGGUACCGCCGCACGCCCCGCACUGCGGACUGGAGCGACGCAGAAACGGUUCGCUUCUAUCGAGCCCUCGCCGCCAUGGGAACUGACUUCAUGCUCAUGGAAAGACUCUUCCCUGGUCGUACGAGACGAGAUCUUAAACUUAAAUUCAAGAAAGAGGAACGUAUGAACAUGGCGCAAGUGGACAAGGCGCUCCGUACUACAGUGAAAUGGGACGCCAGCCGCUUGGAGGACGAGUUCCAAGCCGAACGCAAGGAGGCUGAAAUACGCGCCGCCAGAGACAAGGAAGAGCUGAACAAACGUACCAAAGAGAACGAACAACGACGCCGAGAGGCCCGCGACCUUCGGAUACGAAUGAGUCAAAGCACAAAAGCAUUGGAGUCUUCAAUAUUCCCCGAGACUACUGCCAACCUCACAGCAGACGAAGUUAUCCUUCGUCACCACGAGGCGAAAGAAAAAGCAAAAGAGGCGAAAGGUAAGAGAGGGCGACCUCGACUGGACAGUCCUUCAAGGAAAAAGUUAUGUUCUCAAGAACCUCAACGAGUUGACGUCACACCUUCACAACCACCCUCCGAUAUGGCAACACUCACGAAAAUAGACCCUAAGUCUAUGGGCAAAACGCCCGACAAGUCAACUCCUUCACCGGUAGUGCCUUCGAAUAUAGAAAAUGGUUCCCUAGUCGUGCUCACGGUCAAUGACCCUAAAUCGCCUUCGAAGAAAAUGUUACAAACGUACAUAGCGAGUGGAGGGGGCCGGCUGACUCCUGUCGCGUUACCGACCUCCUUGCUCAACUCUGUAGUAACGUUUAUGAAAAAGGGAGGUACGCCUAAGAGUGUGUCUGCGGCUUCCUCUCCUCAUUUGACUUCUCCAAGCAGUGUAGCAAGUCAGGACAGUCGACCCUGCUCUACUCCAGGGGUCAUUGUGAAUGCCAGUCCGGCUAAAAGACAACGACAUAGUUCGUACACUAUAACGCAGCUUUAAGCUAUGUAGUACAGUACCUUAUGAUACAAUUGUCAUUAUUAGCGUGCCCAAUUGGAACAAAUGUCUCGAAUCUCAUGACAAAUAGAAAAUACUGUCUCGAAGAUUACAAGGGAAGGUUAGUUAGCAAUAUUUCUUGAUGGGCUAUUCUCAAUAGUCUGUCCGUAGAUUUCACGAGUACAGAUAUACAUUUGACGCAAGUUUCAUACGUAAUAGGCUGAAAUUAAUUUCCAAUUAUAAACAUAGAUUGUU
Molecule: messenger RNA, 2859 nt
Organism: Spodoptera exigua (beet armyworm)
Lineage: Eukaryota; Metazoa; Arthropoda; Insecta; Lepidoptera; Noctuidae
Source: the annotation of a GenBank genome assembly